This is a messenger RNA of Hemicordylus capensis (graceful crag lizard), 2065 nucleotides long. RefSeq names its product CDK5 regulatory subunit associated protein 3 (gene CDK5RAP3). NCBI's taxonomy places the organism in Eukaryota, Metazoa, Chordata, Lepidosauria, Squamata, Cordylidae. Gene Ontology annotation, biological process: regulation of cyclin-dependent protein serine/threonine kinase activity; regulation of mitotic cell cycle. The record is from RefSeq and is a predicted model, not a curated record. Gene Ontology annotation, cellular component: endomembrane system. The transcript has 15 exons. Bases 189 to 1784 code for a protein of 531 amino acids.
CAUUGUUUAAUUUCUAAAUGAAAAACGCACUUUUUUUCCUGGUAGCCUUUCUUCCUAAUCCCAGACGUGUGGGGAGAGCUUGGGUGUAAUUAUUUAGUAUUUAGGAAAUAGGAGGAGGGGUAAGAAAGUGCUUCUGGAUCCAACAAGAACGCUCUGUUAAGUAUUCCAGUCUUUUUGUGCUUAGAUAAAUGAUUGCAAUAUCCACUUCGUCUUGCCUCUCUUCUUUCAUCAUUGGAGCUAGCUUUAAGCAGGAUUAUCAGAACCUGCCAAUUGACAUACAGACUAGCAAGCUACUUGACUGGCUAGUAGACAGGCGACACUGCAGCUUGAAAUGGCAAGGCCAGGUCCGCAUUGUCCGUGAGAAGAUUGCCAUGGCCAUUCAAGACAUGCCAGAGAAUGAAGAGAUCAAGCAGCUUCUCUCUGGUUCCUAUAUUCACUAUUUUCACUGCCUCAGGAUUGUAGAGAUUCUUAGAGGAACAGAGGCUUCCACGAAAAACAUCUUUGGUCGCUACUCUUCUCAGCGUAUGAAGGACUGGCAGGAGAUUGUAUCACUGUAUGAAAAAGAGAACACCUACUUGGUGGAAUUGGCCAGCCUUCUGGUACGGAAUGUCAGCUACGAGAUCCCCUCCCUCAAGAAGCAGAUUGGCAAGUGUCAGCAACUGCAGCAGGAAUACAACCGUAAGGAGGAGGAGUGCCAGCUGGCGGCCACCGAGAUGAGGGAGCGCUUCUACAGUUCCUGCAAGCAGUAUGGCAUCACGGGAGAUGAUGUGCGCCGGGAGCUUCUGGCUUUAGUGAAAGACCUGCCAUCACAGCUUGAUGAGAUUGGGGCUGGUGCCAAGGGGCUUUUGGAAGCCAUCAACCUGUACCAGGCCUGUGUGCAGUUUGUGUGUGACAGCUCCACAGAACAGGUAGUCCCAUUGCUGAGGCAUAUGCAGGCUUGGGGCAACACUACUGUCUAUGAAUGGAGGCGGGGAGUCAAGCCAACCUUAGUAGAACGGCCAAAGCCAGAGGAAGUGAAGGAGGCAGUAGACCAAGAGGCGCUGCAGAUUGACUGGGGUGAGUUUGGAGAAGAGUCAGCAUCUGCUCCUGAGGUGGUUGAUCAUGGCAUCUCAGUUGAAGGAGCAAGUGAGGAGAUAGACUGGGGGAUUUCUCUGGAGUCAGAUACUCAGGAGAGCAAUGCUGCUUGCAUAGACUGGGGAGAUGGAAGUGAUGACAUAGCUCAGAUAAUGGUACUGGAGGAUGGCAGCGAGGUUCCAGAGGAAGUUGCCAGAGGACCUGAUGCUCUCACUCUUCUGGAGACCCCAGAGACCCGGAAUCAGUUCAUUGAUGAGCUAAUGGAGCUGGAGAUCUUUCUAUCCCAGCGUAUUGUUGAGACAAAUGAAGAGGCAGAUAUCCUGUCUGUGAGCCAGUUCCAAUUAGCUCCGCCCAUCCUGCAAGACCAAACCAAAGAGAAAUUGGAAGUCAUGGUGACAGCCAUUCAGGAUCUCAUUGGCCGCCUGACUAGUUUGAGAAUGCAACAUCUUUUCAUGAUCCUUGCCUCCCCAAGGUAUGUGGACCGUGUGACGGAGCUCCUCCACCAGAAACUGAAACAGGCUGACCUGCUACUCUUAAAGAAGGAGCUGAUGGUUCAGAAGCGACAGGAGGCCCUGGAAGAACAGGGCACCCUGGAGCCAAAGCUUGACCACCUUGUGCAGAAAACCAAGGAACUGCAAAAACUGAUUGAAGCUGACGUCUCUAAACGGUACAAUGGCCGACCUGUGAACCUGAUGGGUGCUUCGCUCUGAUCCUUCCCCUCCCAAACACAUAUGCACCUUAGGCACACAUUGUGGGGUUGAAGCAGCAAUGCAAUAACCACAUCCUCAACCAAUGAGAAGGAAUUCCAAGGAGAAGAACCGAGGAGCAUAAGGACCAAGCAGAAGGGAUGCCAACUGGUCAAACUCUGAGAAUGAGGAAUGGCUAAUAGGGAAGAUUCCUUCCCCCACCCCCACUUCUAUAUGGAGCUGUAAGGACUCACUUGUUAACAGGUCCCUUGAACAGAUGUUUGAAUAAAGCUGCCUGCUCCACC